UACUUCUGCAAGCAUUGCAGUAAAAGUUGAGACGUUGUGGAGAUACAACGAAAUCUAGGCGACGCGUUAUCAAAAAUAAGCAGAAUUAAAUUUACAUCAACUUUCAACGUACAAACAUACAUACACAAAUACAUACAUACAUAUUUACAUACAUAAAAACAUACAUACAGUAUAUAAAAAAGAUAACUGAAAGCGCGAAAAAUGCCGCUAGAUACCGAAAGCACCGCGCUCUUGAGCAAAGCACAACUCAAAUCCAACGAUUACAACAGUGAACAGAAGCAGCACCAAUUGAAAUCCCAAUCGCAUUACAUCGACGUUCUGGACAAACCACUAUAUAACGGUUAUACAUCCAUACUCGGGGAACAUGAUUUCUCCGCUGGCCUAACUCUGGAGGAACUGCUGCCUUUUAUCGACGAUCCGUGGUGGCAAAAACUGCGGCGCACGCUCUUCUGCACAUUCUGCUUGGUGUUUUGGUUGAUUUUAUUCACCGGUUGUACGCUUGCCUACAUGGAACGUAAUAAACAAUGUGGCAUCUCGAUCGCAAGCACAAUAGCACCAACUAAUACGAGUACAUUGACGGCAGCAGCUCUACAAAGUAUUUAAAAGCUGAAAAGCAAGGUAAUUCACAUAGAACUUUCGCUUCGCUUUGCGUCUGACAGUUGUUUUGACAGUUAAGUUCGAUGUAUGCUUUUUGUAUGAAAAGUUUCGCAUACAAAGUUUUCGACGCGAAGCAAAGCAACCUGUUGGGCAACUGCCAACUUUUUACGCUUUCCUAAGCAACAGUCGCUAUUCUUGUUAGAGAGAAAAACUGAAAACAAAGCGUAAUGAACGCUUUUUUCAUGCAAGCUCUUUUUUCUACAAUACUUCAUUGUUUCAGUAUGUCGCGCAAAGAGCGAAAGAAGUUAUAUGUGAAUGAGCCUUUAUAGUCUUACCUUUAUAAGUAAUGCGGGAGAUUUUCAAAUUUGGAAAGGAAGUACGAAUUUUCUCGCUUUCCGAUUUUUUAUUUUUAGUUCGAAAAGUGUUUGUCAUAACUUACCAAAGUCGCAUACCUAUUCUUAUCAUUAAAAGUGAGUUCUUUAUUAAGGUGUGUGCUUUUAUAAAAGAUGACAUAUGUAAUUAUAAAAUUAAAAUUAGCUUGCAAUGUUAUUGUUAAUAGCAACCCAUAUUUUGAAUUGCUUACUACAAACUUAUUAUAGUAUAAUAAACAUUUGUUUGUUCUGUA
Messenger RNA from Bactrocera dorsalis (oriental fruit fly), 1222 nucleotides. RefSeq lists its product as uncharacterized. NCBI's taxonomy places the organism in Eukaryota, Metazoa, Arthropoda, Insecta, Diptera, Tephritidae. The transcript has 2 exons. Bases 202 to 603 code for a protein of 133 amino acids. The record is from RefSeq and is a predicted model, not a curated record.